AUGAGCCCAUCCCUGCUCACAGAGCCCAACACCCAUCCCGUACCGAGGUCCAAGGCGCCGUGGACACUGCACGCCGAGACCUAUCUGCUGUUUGUGAGGAUGGCGGCGUUGCCAGAGGGUGUGUAUGACGGGGCUGAGGAGGCGUGGGGGAGGGACGAGAUGGGCGGGUUUGAGGGCGGGUUUGGGGUUGUCAUGAUUGUGAGGUAUGGGCGGACGCCUGUUGGUAUGCUUGAUGUUUUUUUUUGGUGUUUGUUCUCUUUUUCUUUUUUGGCAUGGGGUGGUUUGUUGUUUGUGGGGGGGUUGACAUCUUUUUAUAUGGUGUUGGGCUCUUUUCAUGGCGUUUGA
This is a messenger RNA of Plenodomus lingam JN3, 345 nucleotides long. Lineage: Eukaryota; Fungi; Ascomycota; Dothideomycetes; Pleosporales; Leptosphaeriaceae. The record is from RefSeq and is a predicted model, not a curated record.